UAAAAAAUAAAAUAUCGAUAAAUGAGGAAUCAUGAUAUAAUAUAAUUAUAACAAAAAUUUGAAAUAUUACUAAAUUUGUGUAUUUUUAAAAUGUGUGAAUUUUAAAAAUAUAUACAAUUAACAAUAAAAAUUUAUAACGAUCGAAUAUGAAUGUUUAAUUUUGCAAUUUCAUUUUUCUUUAAUUACACAUUUACUUUUUUUGGUAAUGUUAUAUUAUUGAUAAUAAAAAUUAUUGUACUAAGCAAAUGUUAUUACUUAAUGAAAUAUAUAUCUUAUACCGUUCGUGUGAAUGGAACUAGGUAUAUAUUAUUACUUACAUGAUAUGUUACUCUAAACAUAUGUAUUCACUGUCAAAGUAUUGUAAAAAUUGCUAUGUAAGAUUGACAAAAAAAAUAUAUAUAUAAAAAUGUUUAUUGGAAGAAAAUUUAAUUCACUAAUUCUAUCAAAUUUAAGAUACAAUUUAGAAAAUGGCCUUCAAUUUUAUAGUGUGUUUCCUCCGAAUUAUAUAAAACCAAUUUACAAGAAAGAUGAACAAGAAGCCUUGUAUCAAAAAGAAACAGAAUUAAAACAAUUUUCUCUUUCGCCUAUAAAACCAGCUAAGACUAAUAAUACAUGUUCUGAAUUUCAUGAUGAAUUAAUUAGAAAAUUCACAAAUUAUAUCAUGAAAAAAGGUGAUAAGAAGAUGGCCAGAAAAAUAGUAGAUGAAACUUUUGAAAAUAUUAAAAUAAAGAAGUUAAAUGAAUAUUAUAAUACUCCAUCUGAAUAUAAGGAAAAUAUUAUAUUAGACCCAAAAGUAGUUUUUUAUCAAGCUAUAGAAAAUUGUACACCAGUUUUAGAACUACAAAAAAUAUCAAGAGGUGGAAUUGCUUAUCAGGUUCCAGUACCAAUAAAUGAAAAUAGAGCCCAAUUUUUAUCUAUGAAUUGGAUAAUAAGAAUUGCCCAGAACAAAGGGAAUGCUGAAAAACUUUCUGAUGUAUUGGCAAAAGAGAUUAUUGAUGCUGCAAAAAAUCAAGGACGAGUUAUUAAAAAGAAAUAUGAUUUGCAUAAACAAUGCGAGGCAAAUCGAGCUUAUGCACAUUAUAGGUGGUUGUAGACUGUUAUGGAUAAAAAUAUGCAUUAUUUGCAGUAAUAACAUUUAUUUAAUUAAAAUGUUAUUUAUUUAAACUAAUAAAUCAUGAAAAGUUAUCCAAAAAUAUUGUAAAAACUGGGUCCUACGAUUCUUCCAUAUUUCAAAUACACUUUCAAUUUUUGAUUAGGUAGUGAUUUAACAUAUAGAGUUUUAAAAUAAUCAUUUGAAUUAUUGGUAUGAAUUUCCUCAAAAGGAAUAAUAUUAUCAGCAGUUGUCUUUAAAUCUAUCCUUCGGCCCCAAUAAUUUAUAUAUGAGAUUAUAAUUUUUUGAUUUUUUAAAUUUUCUUUAUUUUUUUCAUCUUUAAUAUAUAUUGCUCCAACUGUAUUAUUACAUAGAAAACCGAUAGUGUGUAAUGUAGCGGUUAAUAUACAAUUGCAACUCAUAAAAGUUAAAUUUUCUAUGGAUGGCAUGAAACUCAAUAUUUGUAAAGAUAUACAUAUUGGUAUAGUUGCUCCCACAAAAAUUGUGUAAUUACGUUUCAUUUUAUUAAAAAUAUAAGGAACUGUGGCCAUAGGAAGUAAAUAUAAUAUCGUGUAAUCUGGAAAUUGUUUUGAUUGAGGCAAUGGUGAUACAUCAUUAUUAUAUUCUUUGUUUGAUGCAUGAUUAUAUCGUCUGAUUGUAUUAUUAAUACUGUUGUAAAAACAAUAUCUGAAUUGCUUGCAAAAAUGUACGGUAAGUAAAUUCAUAGGGAAUAAUGUUUUAUAUAUGUACAUAAAAAUAAUAAUAAACACAAUGAGAUUAUUUUUCCUUUAAAUUACAAAUGCAUUAAACACAUGGGACUUUCACCAACUACUAUGGAUUUAUGAAAUCA
Heterotrigona itama is the source of this 1940-nucleotide messenger RNA. The record is from the annotation of a GenBank genome assembly. NCBI's taxonomy places the organism in Eukaryota, Metazoa, Arthropoda, Insecta, Hymenoptera, Apidae.